Fibroporia radiculosa is the source of this 873-nucleotide messenger RNA. RefSeq lists its product as uncharacterized. Gene Ontology annotation, molecular function: oxidoreductase activity. NCBI's taxonomy places the organism in Eukaryota, Fungi, Basidiomycota, Agaricomycetes, Polyporales, Fibroporiaceae. Bases 1 to 873 code for a protein of 290 amino acids. Gene Ontology annotation, cellular component: cytosol. The record is from RefSeq and is a predicted model, not a curated record. The transcript is spliced from 3 exons.
AUGACUGCAGACUUAGGCAUAAAUUUUGUCGCGACGGAACACCACGACACGUACCCCGCUAUCAAUCCUUCUAGAUCCGACCUCAAAGGAAAAGUUGUGUUCAUUACCGGUGCUUCAAAAGGCAUCGGAAGGUCGAUGGCCAUCGCAUUUGCCCAGGCUGGUGUCUCCGGCCUCAUCCUCGCCGCUCGGUCCGAUAUGUCUGCGACGAAGGCCGCCGUUGAGGCUGCACAGCGCCCCGGGCACCAGAUUAAGGUGCUUACCGUCGCACUAGACGCGAGUAACCUCGCACAGGUAGAAUCUGCUGCCGCGAAGGUGGAGGAGACCUUCGGGAGGGUGGACAUUCUCGUGAACAACGCGGGCUACCUCGGCGCGUAUGGCCUCAUCGGGGACUCGGAUCCGCAGGAGGCGUGGAAGGCCUGGUCGGUGAAUGUGCUUGGGACGUAUGCGGUGACGCGCGCGUUCUUGCCGCUCGUGCUGAAGAGCUCAGACAAGACCAUCAUCAUCAUCGGUAGCCUGGCCGGGCUUGCGAAGAUGCCGAAUCUAUCUGCAUACCAAACGUCAAAGCUGGCGCUUCUGCGUUUCACGGAGCUCUUGAUGACAGAGUACGGCGACAAGGGCAUUUUGGCACUUUGUGUCCAUCCCGGUGUCAUCGAGACCGACAUGGCUGACCAGGUUCCUGACGUGAAAGCGGGUGGGUUCGGCACCGUAGAUACGCCCGAGUUGUCCGCCCACACGCUCACUUGGCUCGUACGUGAGCGGAGGGACUGGUUGGCUGGACGCUACGUCAGCUCCCAGUGGGAUAUGGAGGAGCUGUCGGCCAAAAAACAGGAGAUUAUCCAAGGGGACAAGCUGAAAGUCAAGAUGGUCGUAUAA